AUGCUACGCAGGUCAAGAACAGGCACAUGGAUGCCCGCCUGGGUCCCUGGAUCAACAGCCUUCCUCUCAGUUUUGCUUCUCGCCUGCUCCAUGGCCCAGACUGGCACCAAUGGCUGCGACGGGACCAUGCUCAACGGCUUCAACAUUCUCCCGUCGUACAACAACUAUUUCAACCUGACCAAUACGACAAAGGGUCUGAACACUGCCUCGAUAUUUAUCGGGGGGUUCUUGGGCUUGUUUUGGGCCGGCAUGAUGGCUGAUCGUCUCGGGCGGCGGCCUGCUAUUUUCUGGGGCUCUUUGAUUACCCUUGUCGGCAUCAUUCUUCAGACCGCCGCACAGCAUAUCGCCAUGUUUGUCAUCGCCAGGGUCGUUCUCGGCUGGGGCAACGCCAUCGGUGGAGUAGCUGGCGCAGUGUACCUGUCUGAGACGUUCCCCAAUCGCUGGAGAGCCUGGGGCGUUGGGUUACUGAAUAACUGUUACUACGUGGGCGCCUUUUUUGCUGCACUCGUGACACUUGGAAGUAGUCAUUUGAACUCGACUUGGGCAUGGCGCACACCAUCUCUAUUUCAAGCCGUCUUCUCUAUUAUCAGCAUCGCGGUUCUACCGUUUAUUCCCGAGUCUCCUAGGUGGCUUGUUGGCCAAGGUCUAUUCGAAGAAGCUCGUAUAGCUGUCGCGCAGACAAACUCCAACGGAAAGCUCAUGGACCCGGUAUCAACAGCUGUAUACAAGCAAAUUGUCGACACACUUGAAUGGGAGAAAAAGCAAGGUCGGACGAUGGGUGUCAAGGAAAUAUUUAAAACACCAAUGUCUCGCAAGCGGGCCCUGAUAGGGGGCUCUGUGGCCCCUUUCUCGUGCAUUGCAGGUAAUAUCAUUGCGUCGUAUUAUCUGGGUGCCGAACUUGAGACUGCUGGCAUCUCCGACCCGAAUGCCCAGCUAAAAGCGGCAUGUAUUCAUCCCCUUGCUUGGUCAAGUACCUAUUUCUAA
This is a messenger RNA of Talaromyces rugulosus, 984 nucleotides long. RefSeq lists its product as uncharacterized. The coding region runs from base 1 to 984 and encodes 327 amino acids. Gene Ontology annotation, cellular component: membrane. Gene Ontology annotation, biological process: carbohydrate transport; transmembrane transport. The record is from RefSeq and is a predicted model, not a curated record. The transcript has a single exon. NCBI's taxonomy places the organism in Eukaryota, Fungi, Ascomycota, Eurotiomycetes, Eurotiales, Trichocomaceae. Gene Ontology annotation, molecular function: carbohydrate:proton symporter activity.